This is a messenger RNA of Fragaria vesca subsp. vesca, 1374 nucleotides long. Its product is annotated as F-box protein At3g07870-like. The transcript has 3 exons. Gene Ontology annotation, molecular function: protein binding. Lineage: Eukaryota; Viridiplantae; Streptophyta; Magnoliopsida; Rosales; Rosaceae. The record is from RefSeq and is a predicted model, not a curated record. The coding region runs from base 1 to 1374 and encodes 457 amino acids.
AUGGGACGAAGGAAAAGAGUAGCAGAAGAUUUACCCAUCAACAGAGAAGAACAAGAAGAAUGGCAACCCACAGGACCCUGCAGAUUCCAACAGCUUCCACAGGCCUUAGUCAUCGACAUUCUCUCAAGGCUCUUGGUCAAGCCCCUCCUCAACUGCAGGUGCGUAUGCAAAUCCUGGCUUUCCAUUAUUUCCGACCCUCAAUUUUCCUUUGUGCACCUUCCUAAAUCACCCAUUGGGAUACUGAUCAAUACCAACCCUGAAAAGAGGACAUCAAGGAUAAUUGAUUAUACCCAAAUUGAAGAAUCUGCUGAUUCUCAAUUCCACCUUGAGAAAAUGAGAUUUAGUACCAAGAAUAGCUUACCACCCCUUUCUUGUUUUGAGUUGAUCAACUCAUGCAAUGGUUUGCUUCUUUUGGCUGAGGUUGGUCCCAAUAUAGAUGGCCCCUUCCCCUUGUAUGUGUGCAAUCCGAUAUUGGGUGAAUUCAUCGCUCUUCCGCUUGCUAAUGAGGGGAGGCUGUACUGUAGCUUUAUCGGACUUGGUUGUAGUGCGGUGACCAAGGAAUACAAGGUGCUGCAAACAUGCGGAGACUACCGCAAGGAUGAGGAUGGGGCUCGGAUAUACACAAUUGGUACAGGAGUUUGGAAAAGCAUUGGGAAAACUCCUCAGGACUUUGCUCAGUUUGCACCAUUCAAUGCUGUUCUGCAUGGAGCUCUUCAUUGGCUUGCCUCCAGUGGAAGAACAUUGGAGUUGAUAAAUGCAUUUCACUUUGAAACAGAAGAGUUCCGCACACUACCCCCACCUGGUUCCUUUACACCAUUUCAGAAGCAAUUUAAAGACUGUCUGAAAUUGGGAGUGUUUGAUGGUUGUCUGUUUAUAUGUGUGUAUGGUUAUGAUUCAAGUAAGUUUGACAUGAAAUUGGGAGUGUUUGAUGGUUGUCUGUUUAUAUGUGUGUAUGGUUAUGAUUCAAGUAAGUUUGACAUGUGGGUUAUGAAGGAGUAUGGUGUCCAAGAGUCUUGGAGAAAAACUCUGGUCGUUGAAGGCUUGUAUCCAAGGCAACUUGACAAUGAUGUUUAUGAGCCACUGGUGUUUUUGCGAAAUGGGGAAAUCCUGUUGUCCUACAUUGACUGGACUGUGACAUACUCAAAACACUUUGUUGGUACUUAUAAGGGUUCCAAGGAUAAAAUGAAACAGUCAAUUAGCAUUUACCCAAAGGAAGACUUCGUUCAUCUGAGAGAUAAACAACAGAUUCGGGUAAGAGACAAAAAGAACUCUAAGAAGGCCUCUGGUGAAGGGAGCAGUGGCUGCGCCACUGCCAAUUCUGGCAUCCCCAAAAAGUCCAAAAAACUUAACUCAGGCUCUGGAUUGCCAGCUUAA